GUGGAAUGAGCACAGGUAGGUGUGACCGGGAACCGGAUGAUGGCAUGCAUGCUCGUGCGAGGCGAGGAUUUACGUAAUGGGGAAGAGACGGGAAGGGACGGGAAGGAAAGGUUGCUCGAGAAUCCGUAGGAAGAGAAUCAAGCGCAAACCCCUGGACUGAGCCAAAACCCUCGGGCACCGGAGGGGACUGCGACGGCUGCCCCGGUUCUUCGUAGCUCGAUCGAUCCCAGAGACGUGCUCGUGACAGGAAGAGCCUGAGAAGACAAGAGCAGACAGGUUGCAGCUAUGGCUGCCACGCCCAAAUCCAAGGCAGGCGGUGACAAGUCUCAACGCAAAUUGGCGUUCUCGAAGGAGGGCUUGGGUCUUCAGGAACCGGAAGUGAAAUCUCGAUAUGCACCGCCCGAGCAUUUUCAGUUGGUGGAUGGGGCGGAACCUCUCGUUGGAGAAGCUCUGGACAGCAAUACCGAACUCUGGCUAGUGAGAAUACCUGCCAACGAGAUUUCGCAAGAAGAUCUCGUAGAGAAGAAAUUGAGAAUUAGUGUUGAUUCUGCAGAUGGGAAAGUUGGUCACUUUUUUACGUUACAAGGGCAAGAGUACAAUAUCAUGAAGCAAGAUAGUGGCGACGUCGUUCAACCUUAUGCUGCCGUACCGACUGAGUCAGGGCAAUUCCUCUUGAGGAAAAUAAGACGACAAGUGGGUCUCGUUCGCAACAUCGGCGUCUUUAAGGAUUCCAUUGCUCCAGAAACCCCUGAGUCGAAAGAAGAGGUAUUGAAUUCCGACAAGCAGACGGCUCCGGCUCCAGCUCCAGUUCCAGUCGUAGUGAAGAGGAAACGAGCACAUGAAGGCUCACAAAAGAGAUGACGUACAUGUGUUGAUGUCGUCAUCGCCUGGAAAGGAGUCGCUUAAUGCACCGUGGUUGGUCAUGCUGCCUCCUCUCAAGUCCACACGAAGCCUGUAACAUUAUGCCCCCAGCGUUGAUACCAGCGGAGCAGAAGCCACAUGAACAACCUUGAACCAUGGCAUGCAGUUGACUUGUAUUUUGUCUCGCUGGGCACUGAAGAGAAUUUAUAGACCUUCCCAGAUGUCGGAAUGAUCGUCGAAGGUUUGUCCACCUAAGGAGAGACGGAGCUGCUGAAGAAGCAUCGAGGUUAAAGACUUGGAGUCCAGUCGGGCUUCGUAUUCCUUUCUUCCGAUCCCAGCACUCCUUGUUGUAAGCUUCACAGUAUACUCGAGGCUUGCCCUCUGAGCUUCUUGGGCACGAAAGACAUGAGGUAAUGUUCAUCCCAGCAGCCAGCCUGGAUCUUCGGCACAGAGUGGAGACUCGUGCGUCCACAAGCUGGACACACAGAAGUUUUGUGAAUAUGUCCGAGAGGAAUAUUAUUGUCCUGCGUACAGCCCCACGGGGCUAGCGGCUCCUGAGCUUCUACUGCAUAUUGAUCAGCAGAAGUUCGUGUCAGUUAAGUCCUCUUAUUUCGGAUGGUCAUUAGAAGAUUGUUUCUUCAGCCUUGUAAGUCUUGCGCUUCUGCAAUUGUAGAUGCGAGUAUGCAAUAAACGGGGAUGAAGAGUGAUCAAGUGGACAUACAGAUCGGACUGCAUGCUUCCUCGACACUCUCUUCUUAUUGAUGAAUUGGC
Messenger RNA from Marchantia polymorpha subsp. ruderalis, 1632 nucleotides. The record is from the annotation of a GenBank genome assembly. NCBI's taxonomy places the organism in Eukaryota, Viridiplantae, Streptophyta, Marchantiopsida, Marchantiales, Marchantiaceae.